AUGGUCCAUCAAUUUGAACCGUUACAGAACGAUCUCAUACUCAGAACAGCAUGGGGUCAAAAGGUUGAGCGUCCACCGAUGUGGGUGAUGCGUCAAGCUGGACGUUAUUUGCCCGAAUACCACGAAGCAAAAGGCAAGAAUGAUUUCUUCGAAUGCUGUCGCUCUCCAGAAAUUGCUUCGACAUUAACUCUACAGCCGAUUGAACGCUUUGCCGGAAUUAUCGAUGCAGCUAUCAUAUUCUCCGAUAUUUUAGUUAUUCCUCAAGCUCUAGGAAUGACUGUGGAAAUGGUUGACAAGAAAGGUCCCCAUUUCCCAGAACCUCUUGAGUCACCCGAUGACGGCCAAUACGAGCGAGUUCUGAAUAAGAAAGUGGAUGUUGCCGCAGAGUUGGACUAUGUUUACAAGGCAAUUACUUUGACGAGACACAAGUUGAAGGGAAGAGUACCAUUGUUUGGAUUCUGUGGAGCCCCGUGGACUCUGUUAUGUUAUAUGGUGGAAGGUGGAGGAAGCAAGCUGUUUGUGAAGACCAAGACCUGGGUUUACAAGUAUCCGGAAGCUAGCAAGGCUCUCCUUCAGAAGAUUGCAGAAGUGUGUGUAGAGUAUUUAGCUUUGCAAGUCAAAGCUGGGGCGCAGUUGAUUCAAGUUUUCGAGUCUUGGGCUGCGGAGUUAUCCCCAUCUUCUUUCAAGGACUUCUCACGACCAUAUCUUGCAUACAUAUCGGCGAAUCUACCAAAGCGCCUAACGGAGCUCGGACUCGAGCACGUUCCAAUGGUCGUAUUUGCGAAGGGAGCCUGGUAUGCUUUGGACUCCUUAUGCGAUUUAGGAUAUCAGGUUGUAGGUCUGGAUUGGUUACAAGACCCAGCGGAGGCCGUUCGGAUACGAGGUGACCGCCCUAUUGUCUUCCAAGGUAAUGCAGAUCCAGGAGUUCUGUACGGAACCAGACCAGAAAUCACUCGAGUAGUUGAGGAAAUGGUAAAAGGAUUUGGUGGAGGAAAACAAGGAUGGAUUGCGAAUCUCGGUCAUGGAAUUACACCCUUCGUCAACCCGGACGAUCUGAAAUUCUAUUUCGAGGAACUCCACCGAUUGACCAAGUGA
This is a messenger RNA of Sclerotinia borealis F-4128, 1095 nucleotides long. Lineage: Eukaryota; Fungi; Ascomycota; Leotiomycetes; Helotiales; Sclerotiniaceae. The record is from the annotation of a GenBank genome assembly.